This is a messenger RNA of Neomonachus schauinslandi (Hawaiian monk seal), 567 nucleotides long. It is a transcript of the gene CDRT4, whose product is annotated as CMT1A duplicated region transcript 4. The transcript is spliced from 3 exons. Bases 1 to 567 code for a protein of 188 amino acids. The record is from RefSeq and is a predicted model, not a curated record. Lineage: Eukaryota; Metazoa; Chordata; Mammalia; Carnivora; Phocidae.
AUGAUCAAGGUAGCAAAUUUGUGUCAGAUUCCAGGUCCUUGGGCCUUCAAUGUGAAGAACUCUUUAGUGAUGGAGAUGAUCGAUGCAAGAAAGAUAAAGACAGAAGAAGAACUCACAGAGAACAUCGGGCUUCCCCUGAACAUGCUUGAGAAACACAACCCUUGGCCAGCCUAUGUCACAUAUGUGUCCCCGAUGGUGAAAAGACUCAUUGAGAAAAGCAAAGCUAGAGAUCUGGAAUGCAUGCAAGCACUCGAGGAAAGCCAACGGACAUCGAGGCAGAGCAAGCCAGCCAGCAUCACGCAGCUGAAAAGGAGAAAGUCAUCUAAGUGCUCUGGAAACUUGGUGUUGAAGGACUCGAGGUCAGAGACCAUGUUAUCGGUGUGGAGCUCAUACUCCAUGCCGGCCAUGGGUCCCACCACUAUCCCAGAGCCAAGGCACUUUCAUACGGAUGCCAGAGAAAAUCCUACUGCAAACUAUAACAAGAUCAUCUUCUCUCGAAAACCCAUGAUGAGGAUGCUUCCAUACAGCUCCCUUCUAGCCAGCAAGGAGAAACAUUCAAAUAUUUAG